CUGGAACAACCAAAGUAAUGGAGUGCAGGAACAACAGCAUGAAUAAAUAAUGAUAAGGAUGAUCUGGCAGAAGGUAAUGAAACAGACUUUUAACUGCUGCGGAGGUGAUUGAAUGACACGAGGAGCCGAUCAGGUCACGUGGGCCUGAGCUUUGGACUGUUCCUCUGUGUGACAAAGACUUUGCUCUUUAAUCAACUAAAUGUGAAUCUGCCAAGAUAAAAGGGACAAAAAGCCUCUCAAGUGAGCGCCCACAAAGAUCAUCGACAACAACAGCAACAGUAAAGCACUUAGCAGUGGAAGGACCCAUCUUUGUUUUCUCAAACAUGACAAAUCCAAUGGAGCCACACUUUUUCCUUUGGCCCGGGGAAAAGUGGGGAGUUUUGCUCUGAGAGAAGUACUGAAACCUUUAAAAAACAUCCUCAGAUGUAGUGCCCUGUUGACAUGUUCGGCAUAUCUCAAGGAGCCAUCAUUAAAGAAAUGCAGCAAUCUUAUGAGCAGCCCUCGCCCCACCACCCUUCGUGUAAGUGCUUCACCUCACUUGUAUCUAUUCUCAGUGAUUGAAUUACUACAGGGUAAUGGAAACCAUGUAGAGUGCUGUGGGACAUCCUUUUCCCACACAACAACCGUUUAAUCACAGACAAACAGUGGGCACAGUGCCACAUUAUAUAUCAAUGUCUGUACAUGAGAGAGAGGAGGAGACAGGAAGGCAACAACAAAAAAAGAGACUGACUUUCUGUGUCAUCAGGGGUAAUCUUUGAAACUCUGAAGCGUUUUUUUGUUUUUUUUGUAAUGUAAGCUGAAAAAAAAAAAAACAUAUCCAAGACUGAAAGGCAUUUGCUAGAUACCUACCUGGCAUCAUAAUGGAUCUUAACUGGCACUAUAAAUAUGUAAAGUGAUGAUGAGAUUGGCAUUUUAUUGCCUCCUUUGCUACUUAGACCCCCCUUGUGAGCAUGCUGAUAGACAAGCAUUACCUCAACCCUAUCACCACGCAGUGGACUGUUCGUGUGCAGAAUUAACACACAAAUAACCCACAACCACAGAUGUUUCUCACUAUCAGAUCAGAGGAAACAUCUCCACCACCCUCCCUACCUCUACCAGAUUCUGGGCUUUCCCAGUCACGACCAACAUCUCAUUUUUCACUUCCCAUUUUUUUGUUGUGAGAUCUCCUUUUUGUGAAGCUUUGAUUCCUUUGUCCCGUGAUGUCGUCUCUUUUGAGGGAAGAAAUGCAAAGAGUUUUAUUUCGACCUGCAAAACACAGACUUGUGGAGUUUAUUGAGAUCGAAGAGCCGUUGCCUGGAAGGCAUUUUCUCUGCGUCUCAGUUGGACAGAACAAAGUGGUGCAGUUAAGCAUAGUGCAUUGUCAGAUCUCUAAGACGACCAAAAAAUCUGGAUCCAAGAAGUUGCAAACCCAACGUUCCAGCAUCCAGGAGUGCUACAAGAAGAUAGAGAUAUGGUCUCUGAACGACUUGACUCUUGUUGAUGGACGAGACCCUGAUGUGGAUGACCCCUGCUUCCUGCUGCACUUCGAUAAGGUACGCACAGUGACGGCUAUCACCUGCUCAGCCAAAUACACGAUGGUGCGCGCCCUGGUUGCCCUCUGUGACCGCCACUGUCAGAGGCCGCUGAAUCUGCAGAACUUUGACUUCACUUACAUCAAGCCCACCACCUACUACUACAACAGAGGGGACUGUGUCGUUCUGUCCCAGAUAUGCUUCUAUGCCUGCAAUCUGGUUUGUCUGUCUAUGUGUCCUGUGCCGCUGGAUGCCUAAUGACAUAACUCCUGUGUGUGUUUCUCAAUAGUGUGUGAUCAUUGUUGUGCUGUAGCUAAUAUUCUGUGUGUAAUUCGGGUCAAUAGGAGGUAUGGAGUUUGCUUCAGUUGGGUUUUAAUAAAAUAUCUUGAUUUUUUUUUUUUUCUUUUGGCAUUAAUGCUCUUCUAAGUGAAUGUUCACAACAAACACAAGUUUUAGAUUGAUAUUUCUAAAACAUCUUUUGUACUUUAUUUAUAAGUACCUGAUCCAACAUUCCACUAAAUAUGACAUUCACAGUAAAACAAAAUCAACUGUAGAAGACCAACAUAAUAUUGAAGAGAUUAUUAUGUCUUCUUCUCAUGGUAAAUAAAGAAUCCUGUGCACAUAG
Messenger RNA from Girardinichthys multiradiatus, 2136 nucleotides. It is a transcript of the gene exoc1l, whose product is annotated as exocyst complex component 1 like. Lineage: Eukaryota; Metazoa; Chordata; Actinopteri; Cyprinodontiformes; Goodeidae. The coding region runs from base 1200 to 1769 and encodes 189 amino acids. The record is from RefSeq and is a predicted model, not a curated record. The transcript has 4 exons.